AUAUUUUUAAAGAUUCGAGUUGCUUACGUGUGCCUGGUGGAGAGUUUAUAUGCUCCCCUUUUCCUUUGAUCAGAUCCCAAUCGUUCUGUUCUCCUUCGAAUCAUCUCUUUCCUAACCCCCAUUUUACUUUGCUUUCUCCAUCGCCACCAAUCCACACGAAAAUAAAGGAGAAUGGCUGGUGGCGGAAAGGUGUCCUUUAAAGUCACUCUUACUUCUGAUCCUAAGCUCCCCUUUAAAGUGUUUAGCGUUCCAGAAGCAGCCCCUUUCACUGCCGUUCUUAAAUUUGCCGCUGAAGAAUUCAAAGUGCCUCCCCAGACCAGUGCUAUCAUCACCAAUGAUGGAGUUGGAAUCAAUCCUCAGCAAAGUGCAGGGAACGUCUUUCUUAAACAUGGUUCUGAACUGCGCCUGAUUCCUCGUGAUAGAGUUGGAGCUUCGGGGACAUUUUAAGGCUGUGCAUUUAUCAGAGUGAACACGAGUGCUCUACUUUCUCUAUUUAAUUUUAGUCAAUCUUUUAAAUAGUUCUACAUGGUAUGAAGUUUGGAGCAUUUUCAACCUAGUUUAAUAUAUGUUAAAAGCUCUAUGAAUAUUGAAAUGUUGAUGGAAGAAAUUAUUAAUAAAAAGUUAGAUAAUAAUAAUAACUAUCAUUAUAAAUAGUUA
Cannabis sativa is the source of this 657-nucleotide messenger RNA. RefSeq names its product ubiquitin-fold modifier 1. The coding region runs from base 172 to 447 and encodes 91 amino acids. Gene Ontology annotation, cellular component: cytoplasm; nucleus. NCBI's taxonomy places the organism in Eukaryota, Viridiplantae, Streptophyta, Magnoliopsida, Rosales, Cannabaceae. The transcript has 5 exons. The record is from RefSeq and is a predicted model, not a curated record. Gene Ontology annotation, biological process: protein K69-linked ufmylation.